GAAGCCAACUACGCCGUUGUUCUGCGAGUUAAACAACAAUAAAAGAAAGACAGAGUUCCCGCGUUUUUCUUUGAAUAGCCGCAAGGAGGAAGUCCUUGCGGCCAUGUUGGGUGAGUCCGCCUCUCCAGGCCACUUUACUUGCAGGUGUGUUACCUGCCUCUCACUUCCGGGAACUGGGCUCGCUCCGUCCGCCGGCGCCAACGGGAAGAACCGGGCGACUGUGGGGAGGUCGUGAUAUAGUCGGUGAGCCGCAGUGUGAGCGUCGGCGUGCCCGCUGCCGCAUGCAGACACGGACAGGGGAGGAAGUGCUUCCCGACAGUAAAAGGGGUGCGUCUCGUUUCCAGUCCACUUGGCGAGGCUCCCCGCUGGAGCUCCACGCAUUGACGCAUUGUGGAGCCGACAGGGUGGGGGGGAGAGGCGCAGGACGAGGAGGAGGAGGAGGACGACGAGGAGGAGGAGGAGGGGGCGCGCACUGCAACCCCUCCUUCCCGAACACAACCGAGGAGGCAUCCACCGGCGGAACCGCGAUGGACGUGGUGCAGCUCGACACCGACGACCAUCAACCGGAGAACGGCUUCGUGUCCCCCGAUAGCACGUCGCCGCCGGUGCCCCUGACGCGCGUCGACGGCUCGGUUCUGCCCUUCCUCGGCGGCUUCGGGAAGUACCAGAAACAGCUGAUUGUGCUGACAUGGAUCCCGGCGCUCUUCAUCGGAUUCAGUCAGAACUCGGACAAUUUCCUGCUCGCUCAGCCCAACAACACAUGCAUCCUGCCCCUCGCCAACACCACCGCCGCGGCUACUACUACAGCCGCCGCGAGCACCAGCACACCGGGCAGCAACGGGACGUGGGCCCGCUCCUGGGCGUCAGGGGUGGCCCAGAAUGCGAGCGAGAGGGCGACCGGCAGCCACAACGACACGGGUGACAAACAGUGCAUGUGCCACGCGUGGACCUUUGAGCUGCACACGGGGCUCGUACAGAAUGUGGUCACCAAGUGGAGUCUGGUGUGUGAGUCCGCAUGGAAAGUCCACAUUGCAAAGUUCUCCCUCCUUGUGGGAUCCAUCUUCGGAUACCUAGUGUUUGGGGUCCUGGCAGACUGGUUUGGCCGCCACCCAGUGCUGAUCAUAUCCGUGCUGUUCAUGUUGGUGUUUGGCCUAACUGUGGCCUUCUCCGUCAACGUACCCAUGUUCAGCACCCUGAGGUUCUUUGAAGGCUUUUGCUUGGCGGGCAUCACGCUGUCGCUCUUCGUCCUGAGGAUCGAGCUGUGCCUGCCGGGUUGGCGCUUCUCCAUGACCAUGGUGGCCAGUUUCGUGAUGCUGGGCGGGCAGCUGCUGAUGCCAGGUGUGGCUUACCUGUGUCGGGAUUGGCAGGUGCUCCAGGCCGUCAUCAUCUGUCCACUGCUGCUCAUGCUGUCCUACAUCUGGAUAUUCCCUGAGUCACUGCGUUGGCUGCUGGCCACUCAGCAGUACUGCCGCUCCAAGUGGAUCAUGGGACACAUUGCCAAGAAAAACUGCGUGAACAUGGAGCAUGACACCGACAACAUCCUGCCAGAACUGCAGCGAGCUCUUCAACGCAAACCCAAAAAGACGUGUAUUGUUAAAAUGGCCAGGACCAGGAACUUGUGGAAGAAUAUUGUCGUGCUCUGCGUCAACUCGCUAACAGGCUAUGGGAUCCACCACUGCUUUGCUCGCAGCAUGAUGGACCCAGAGGCCCAGGAAACCACCAUGUUCCAUAACUUCUAUGCAGACUACUACACCAUGGCGGGCAUCGCUGUGGCCUCCUGCCUGGCGCUGUGCCCGGCGGUGGGGCUAAUGGGCCGGCGAGGUGGCCUCCUCAUGUUUAUGAUCAUCACCGCCUUGGCGUCCUUGCUCCAGCUGGGCCUGCUCAACUUGCUGGGAAAGUACAGCACCCAUCUCAAUAUAGAUAGCUCAGGCACCCUGAAUAAGAACUUCUCCAUCGCCUUCUCCAUCAUCGGGAUGUUCUCCUCCCAUGCUGUCAGCAACCUGAGCAUCUUCUUCUGCGCUGAGAUCACUCCCACCGUCAUCAGGGGCGGAGGUUUAGGUCUGGUCCUGGCGAGCGCCGGCUUCGGCAUGCUGACCGCGCCCAUCAUGGAGCUGCACAACCAGAAGGGCUACUUCCUGCACCACAUUAUCUUCGCCUGCUGCACGCUUAUCUGCAUCAUCUGCAUUCUCCUGCUUCCUGAGACGCGCUACCACCCCCUGCCCGAGACGCUGGCUGACGACAGCUAUACCCGCCAGUCCCUGCUGCCCCCGCGGGGGCCCGGCGAGCAGCGGCUGCUGCUGACGCCCUCUGACGGCGCCAGGGACUACACACGGGUGCACGACACGCCGCUGCACCAGGCGGCCGCCACCGCCGUCUCCACCAUGGACUCCACCGCCUCGUCGGCCGCGGAUCUGACCGCCAAGCCUGACCCGUUGGGGGCGGACUCCCCCGCGCCGCUCACGAAGGACGAGGUGGUCCACGCUAGUAAAGACCACCUGCUGUCUUCCACGCCCACACGCUUCACAGACCCGCUUUUACACAAACCCACAGAAAUCGCCCUGGCUUCAGUGGAGCCGCUCUCAGACUCUCUCAUUCCCCUAACGGACGCCACACAGGAAGCUCCCCCCGAAAUGUCAUCGCCGGACCCCGCCUCUUUAUCAGAAGACCAAAUGUCCUCGACAUCUGACCCACCUUUGCUAGAGGACACUUCAGAAGACCCCCCAUCACCUGCGCCCCCCCCUCCUGUUCCCGUGACAGACGAGGACGCCGCCCCCGAGCCCCCGCCGUCCCCCUGCCAAGACAUCCUGUUAGAAAUAGUCGAUGACUCUGACCUUUCACCCCCUCCCUCCCCCCUGCAGCCCACAACUCUCCCCAUCACAGACCUGGCGCUUAGCCCCACCGCAGAAACGUUGACUCUGGAGCCCUUGGGGGUCUCAAAGGACUCCCUCCACUCGUUAGACUCUUCCUGCCCCACGCAGGACCCCCCCCUGUCCCUAGUGGAGUGUACCGUGUCUUCCCCCAUAGACUCCGGCAUCCUGGCAAUCAGGGACGGCGCUAGCACAGAAAACAUGGCCCUCAACGGAGUGACGUCGUCAUGAUGACCACGUCUCUUUUGCCGCACUUAGGAGGACAGGCCCCGCCCCCCUCGCCACCCUUCCCGCACAAGAGGCUGCUUUGUGACAAACUUCUUUUUUGUUCUCCUUUUGAAUGUGGGUUGAAAUCACCAGCCUUUGAAGCGCAGAGAACAGACGACAAGAAGCGCCAUGGGGGAAAAAACAAGUCGAUUCAGACGUAAACAAUCAACAAUUGUAAGGAUUUUUUUAUUUUUUUUUGAAAGACGCAGCACAAGAAAGUACUCCCGAAAAAAACCAAAAUGUUCCAAAAAAUAGUGCCAAAAAUGAGUAUUGUUGCAUGUUUGGGGACUUGCUUUGUUUUCAGCCAUCGACUGAAUGUGGACGAUCAGUUUGUACGUCAGAAUGUACGCAACUAAAAUGUCUUUUUACUCAUUGACUUUCUUCAUAUUGUCAGCAAGUGCGUAAUUAUUUGCAGGCUCGAUUCAUUUAUAAGUAUGAUUUUUUUUUGUCUUUUUUUUUUGGCCUGCCCCGAUAAAGUCAUGUACAAAGCUUCAGUAUUUGUCACGCCGCAGACGAAACAAAAAAUUAUCAUCGAUUUCAACGCCUUUUUCUUUUCAACAUCAACGCACAUUUGUUCACAACAAUUUUCACGGUGCGUUAUUGCAAUACUCCAAACAAACAGUUUGCAACAAGCAGAAGAUACAAUCUGGUGGUGCGUUCAAGGCACCAACAACAACAUGCAGGUACUUUUCUCCACAAACAUGUUCUUCCUUCAUGACCAACAGAUUGUCCUUUUCUUCCUGCCAAUGAUGGCUUGCGGGUUGGAUCAAACAAAGUUUGAGGAUAUUUCCACAGAUGGUCGGGUUAGGAAAUGUUCAUUAUGCUGCUGAACGCAUCAAAGCACAAAUUCCCUGCAAGCAUGUGACGUCAGUCGGAGAAGCGAGUAGUAACGCAGUACUGAAGAGAGCCAAAACAAGUCAAACUCUGAGAAUAAGUUUAUUAUUUGAUGACAUGAAUUGUCGGAAAUACAUCAAUAACAUUUUAAUAGUAGGAUUAUUACAAUUAAAAAGUUGUAUACUCAAAUAUAAAAAAUAAAUGAAACUAACUAGAAACAAGGUGUAGACUUUAUGGCAAAUUUUAAAAUAUAAUAAAUACAUUUUCAAAUUGAACAUGCAUUAAAAUGUGUGGGGAUUUUCAAUUUUGUCAUUAAAAUUACAGCUUAUUUCCCCACAAUAAUUCAUAUAUUUUUUCCUAAUUCAUAUAUAUCUUGCGGUAUUACGAUUUAAUUCUCUGACUUAUUCUAGUUACAUUACGUUUCAUUCUCUUUUUUUGUGGAACAAAAAAACACCUAAAUCUCCUAUGAUUGCAUUUUUUUGUAAUAUGAUUUCAGUUCCUCAAUAUGUAUUUUUUCCUUAAAAAAAAAAGUAAAUUCUAUUUUUUUUAAACAAUUUUUAUUCAUUUGCUGCUGUGAUAUUACGAUUUCAUUCUUGUCACAUUGAGCUGUAAUCCUGUGUUUUCUACGACUUUUCCCCCCGUCAACUAUACUUCUUUCUGAAAAGAAAAUGUCUUUAACUUUGUAAGAUUACAUCGUUUUUCUUCAAAUAUUACAACUUCUUCACAUUCUGACUUUUUCCUUGUCAAUACUAUCAUGAGAUUAGAACUAAUAAUUCUGUAAAAUUAGGACAAAAGUACGUACAACAAAUACUUUCUCCUCUCUUUUUACAUUUUAUUCACAAAAUGCUCCUUACUUUUUUUUCCUUAACAUGUCAACAAUUUUUUUUUUUAAGUCUUAGCUCUCAUAAAAUUUAAAUUUUACGACUCCCUUCAAAAAUUUGACUUCAUUCUCAGGACGUCACAGCUCGCCCCGACAAAUAUUAAUAAUCUACAAUGUAAUGUCAUGAAAAUAAAGAAAACACAUUGAAUGAGAAGGUGUGUCCAAACCUUUGGCCUGUACUGUAUGCAUGAUGACAUAACUUUAGUUUUUCCCCUGGACUUGUUCAGGAUGUACCCUGCCGUCCGCCCGAGUGCAGCUGGGAUAGAUUUUCUGUUUGGACAAAAUUUAGACUUUCAAGUCUAAAAGUUGAAAAAAAAAUAGUAAUAAUAAAGUAUUUAACGUUAAUAUAUAUAUUCUUUUCAUAAAAUUUCUACUUUUUCACUGCAAAAAAAACAACCUAAUACCGCAAGAGUACCCAUGGUUUUCCUCCUAAUAUACAGAAUUUUUCUUUAAUCCCCUUUGGAUGAUUGUUGUCCUUUUCAGCGUGACUUUAUUACUCUUUGGUACACUAAGUGACCCUAAUAGAUGAGUACAAAAAUAUGGAAGAAGGAGAACACUUAAGGUGGACUUUGUCCCAGUAGAUGUUCAGUCUUUGACAUCUGCUGCAGAGUUUGGCUCCAACAUGGCGUCUGUUUGCUUUGGGCUUCCUCUGAUUGUUUGGAGUCAAAGUCUGGCAAGCAGUGAAGCGCAACAACAACAACAACGCUUCCGACUACCUUCCUAAAUGUCAUGCAGCUUUAGUGCGGUGCUGACUGAGGCCAUUGCAUCGUGAAGACAAAGUUCAUCAACCGUGAAUAUUUGAUCACCAGCAGAAACACUGACUGGAUUGUGUGUGUGUGUGUGUGUGUGUGUGUGCACUGCAGAUGGACUGUGUUGACUGUUUGUACAAUGAGUCAUUAAGGAAGUUUCAGCUAAUAUAAGUGAAUAGGUGAAAGGUCACAAAAUCCAAUGUGUUCCGGUUUUUGCUUCCUUCCCCUCUGGAAGCGAGAUCUGAAAGAAUGUAACAAAAGACCCAAAGUUUGAAACUUUGGAUUGUAUAAUUUCUGAUUUGUGAACGUUCCCUUUGAAGCGACGUGAAUGAUGCACGUGUACAUAAGCCAUACCUGUUGUUAAAAUAAACCAUUAUUUAUUGAUCAA
Molecule: messenger RNA, 5985 nt
Organism: Nerophis lumbriciformis (worm pipefish)
Lineage: Eukaryota; Metazoa; Chordata; Actinopteri; Syngnathiformes; Syngnathidae
Product: solute carrier family 22 member 23-like
Biological process (GO): transmembrane transport
Cellular component (GO): membrane
Molecular function (GO): transmembrane transporter activity
Source: RefSeq, a predicted model, not a curated record